Molecule: messenger RNA, 1146 nt
Organism: Ilex paraguariensis (yerba mate)
Lineage: Eukaryota; Viridiplantae; Streptophyta; Magnoliopsida; Aquifoliales; Aquifoliaceae
Source: the annotation of a GenBank genome assembly
CAAAAAAUUAAAAACAUCUAUCAGUAUCUGGGAACAAAUGUGAUUACAUUUUUUUACAUGUUUCGAAUGUUCAACCAUUCCCUAUGUAAUCUAUGUGCUAUUUAAGCUUUUAUGAGUUUGGUCACCUGCUUAACUUUCUGCCUUUUCCUUGUUUCCAUUCAUAGUGAUAUCUGUUGGAUUGUAAGCCGCCAAGAUGGUUGCACAGGGCUUUGUAGUAGAUUUGAAUAAACCCCUUGUCUUUCAGGUUGGCCAUCUUGGAGAAGCUUAUCAGGAGUGGGUUCACCAGCCCAUAGUUUGCAAGGAAGGCCCUAGAUUUUUUGAAAGUGAUUUUUGGGAGUUUCUAACCCUCACAGCAUGGUGGGUAAUUCCACUCAUUUGGCUCCCUGUUGUAUGCUGGUCAAUCUCCAUGUCGUUACGGAUGGGCCACACACUUCCUCAGGUAGCGGUAAUGGUGGUCUCUGGCAUUUUUAUAUGGACAUUUCUGGAAUAUACUCUGCAUCGCUUCCUUUUUCACAUCAAGACAAAGAGCUAUUGGGGAAACACCAUUCAUUAUCUUCUUCAUGGUUGUCAUCAUAAGCACCCCAUGGAUGGCCUACGCCUUGUUUUCCCUCCUGCUGCAACAGCUAUUCUGUGUGUACCAUUCUGGAACUUGGUUCAAGUCAUGUCUACUCCUUCUGUGGCUCCUGCUGUAUUUGGAGGUGGUUUGCUGGGUUAUGUCAUGUAUGAUGUCACUCAUUACUACUUGCAUCAUGGACAGCCAACCAGUCAAGUACCUCGAAAUCUUAAGAAAUAUCAUCUAAAUCAUCAUUUUCGCAUCCAGAACAAGGGCUUUGGUAUCACUUCCUCCCUAUGGGACAAGGUGUUCGGAACACUACCUCGAUCAAAAUCAGCUGAGAAGAGUAAAUGAUUUAGGAGUGUAGGGCAGUUCCAAUUAUGAAAGCUUUGGCGUUUCAUUCAUUUUCUUCAUCCUAGUUAUUCUUUUUAUGCUGUUUAUCACAUCUAUGUGUUCUUGUCUAAGCUUUGGUGGCAUGUCGGCAUUGUGUUACUUGUUUUUCCUGAGAUGCAAAAAUCUGUAUAAAACGAAUUGAUGAUCUUGGAUCCAUUAUUGAUUUAUUCAUAAUAGACGUGUUAUCUUCAUUUUUUAUA